Jatropha curcas is the source of this 2269-nucleotide messenger RNA. It is a transcript of the gene APO1, whose product is annotated as APO RNA-binding protein (DUF794). The record is from RefSeq and is a predicted model, not a curated record. Gene Ontology annotation, molecular function: RNA binding. Lineage: Eukaryota; Viridiplantae; Streptophyta; Magnoliopsida; Malpighiales; Euphorbiaceae.
AUGAAAAGCAAAAAGAAAACAGAAAUUAGAAACCUUGCUGUCCAUUUCAGGGAAAAAAAACAUCUGGUUGUAUUUUCGCGGAGAGUUGCUCAUCGGGCACUGCUGCUUCUUAUUUACUGGGCCUCUCUGCUAAAUUCUGCCGUUUAGCUACCUUCUCAUUUUAUUUUCCUUUCCUUUGUCUAUUGAGCGCAGAAAGCAUUGCUAAUUGUUAUUCGAAUCGUGAAAAAAUCGAUCUUUAACAUAAUCCUGGCAGGAAAAUAACGGAAAAAGCUUUGAAUUUCGACUUGCACUUGCAGAGUCCGGUUUCUCUUGCAGGGAUACAACAAGUACAAAGAAUAUAGCUUUGUAUAUAAAUGCUCCAACAGCUGCCUGCACUAUCUUCUACUUCAUGGAAUCCAUCUCUGAAUGGUCAUUACUUGGGUACCAUGGAGUUCAAAAGGCCUAUAAUGUCACCUUUAAGUUCAGAAACACUUGCGUUGAAGUUGCAGUUUGGGCUUCACAAACUUCAGAAAGGUGUACCGAUAAUUUCCAGGACUAUCUUCUAUGCUAGCCAGAGACCCCAUCACAAUCGAAGUGCUAAGGAACAAGAAUUAUAUCCCCAGAAUGUGGAUCUUCCACCCAUAUUACCAAAAAAAAAAAAGAAGCCCUAUCCAAUUCCUUUCAAGUUGAUCAAGAAGGCUGCAAGGGAGGACAAAAAACUUGCAGAAAUGGGUAUUGAGAAGCCCCUUGAACCUCCAAAAAAUGGAUUACUUGUCCCUGGUCUGAUUCCUGUUGCAUAUGAGGUACUGGAUGCAUGGAAAAUUUUGAUAAAAGGAGUUGCCGAGCUCUUGCAUCUUGUUCCCGUAUUUGCUUGCAGUGCUUGCUCAGAAGUUCAUGUUGGCGAUACAGGGCACCAAAUUCAGAACUGCCUCGGUCCAACUAAUGAUAACCGCCACAGCCACCACUCAUGGAUCAGGGGUUCCAUCAAUGAUGUACUUGUUCCCAUUGAAUCGUAUCAUCUCUAUGACCCUUUUGGUCGGCGAAUCAAGCAUGAAACUCGGUUUGACUAUGACAGGAUUCCAGCUGUUGUUGAACUUUGCAUUCAAGCUGGUGUGGACAUACCAGAGUAUCCUUCUCGCCGAAGAAAGAAUCCAAUCAGAAUGAUCGGAAAGAAAGUGAUAGACAGAGGUGGAUAUGUUGAGGAGCCAAGGCCAUGGCGUUUUGGAAAUCCUUCUACUUCCAUUGAUUUUGAUACAUAUAGGGCCUCGGAGCGAUUUUCACCUCCUCCAUUAGAAGAUUUACCAAGGAUAGCACAGGAGACCAUUGAUGCGUAUGAAAAAGUUAGAUGGGGUGUGAGGAAAUUAAUGAGGAAAUACACAGUGAAGGCAUGUGGAUAUUGCCCAGAGGUUCACGUGGGACCUUGGGGUCACAAUGUUAAGCUUUGUGGGGAACACAAGCACCAGUGGAGAGAUGGAAAACACGGUUGGCAGGACGCUACUGUAGAGGAAGUUUUCCCACCUAAUUAUGUGUGGCAUGUUAGAGAUCCUAAAGGGCCUCCCUUGAAGAGUGCACUCAAAAAGUUUUAUGGGAAGGCUCCUGCUGUAGUUGAAAUGUGCAUGCAAGUAGGCGCACAAAUCCCUGAAAAGUACAAGCCUAUGAUGAGGCUUGACAUUAUGAUACCUGAAACUGAUGAAGCAAACUUAGUCGCUUGAUAGGAUAGGUGUAUACGGAAAAUGCUAUACCUUUGUGCACAACCAUAAGAUGUUCGCAGACAAUUUUCAAGACAUGCUUGUAUAUGACAGUGAUGGGAAAUAUAAUUAAGGUUUUACAAGUUUUAUUACCCAGGGAGACAGCAGUUCUCUAUUUCUAUGGAAAUUGUCUGGCCUAGAUAUGGUUCAGGUGAUACAUACUAUGGCCUACAACAAGAUAUAGUAGGGAUGUUUAGGCAAUGCAGAAGUAAUCUGUUGGUAUAUGCUAUUGUUCUACUUUGCUCUGUUAUAAUAAUCUAACUUUUCAAGCAUUCAGCUGUGAUGCUGUCCCCUGAAGCACAAACCAUACUUCAACUGCUUGGAAAUUUUACUGUGACUCCCACUAAACCAUGGGAAGCAAAACAAGGUUGCUGCUUCCAGCAUUACUGAUCAACCCUGUCCAAGUGAUAUCUAUCCGUAAUCUCUCUACAUUUGAUAUUAUGUUCCUGAAAAAUUGACUUGUAUCAAGUUUAUACUUUCUUUUCUAUGUUUUCUCAGAAGCAAAGAAACCUAAUAAUUAUUUUAAGUUGUUUUUUGGGUAA